Pseudo-nitzschia multistriata is the source of this 1021-nucleotide messenger RNA. Lineage: Eukaryota; Bacillariophyta; Bacillariophyceae; Bacillariales; Bacillariaceae. The record is from the annotation of a GenBank genome assembly.
GGCAAGAUUUUUUGGUCGUCACCUUUUCCAUGAAGAACCUCUUCGCAUUUCUGAUUACAGUACCGGUACUGUGAAAGCGGAAGAGAUCAUUUCGAUGUCCAAGUCGAGAACAGCUCUGAACAAGACUUUUACUCGACGAAGUGACACGAAUACGACGGCGCAACGCUACAUCCAAGCCAUGUCUCUUACUGCCAUGAGGAACGGUUUCAUAGCAAUGUUAUUGGUAGUCUCGACCAGCAGUCGAAUCCAAGUGGCUAAUGCCUUGUCAUUCCCAUCGCCAUCGGCAUCGCGUCGCGACUUUUUCACAGCUGCUGCCGUGGCAACCGGGACCGCUUCGACGCUAUUUCCGAUCAAUCCACUGGUACCCGGCAACGGCGCUGCCAUUGCCGCCGGCAUUCCGUCCGUGUACGAAGGAAUGUCGGCCUUCGCUGCAAACAAGGUAGAAGAAUCCAUCACCAUCUACGAUUCCAUCAUCCGGGACGAUCCACGACGGAAGCCAUAUCUGUGGCAGCGGKGAUUGUCGCUGUAUUACGCAGAUCGGUACGCAGAGGGUGCCGACCAAUUUGCGACCGAUGUUGCCGUCAAUCCGAACGACACCGAAGAGCAGAUAUGGCAUCUCUUGUGCCUGUCAAAAACGGAAGGUGUCGGUUCUUUGGAGGAAGCCCGGGCUCGCAAGUUGACCGUCGGAAAGGAUCGGAGGCCGGUGAUGCGCCUCGUGCAGAAGCUUUUCCUGGGAGAAACAAAUGGAUCGCUGUCUCCCUUAGACACCGAAAAAGAACUGAUUGCAAUGGCUGGGAAUGGGAAUGCCAACAACGCGGGAAACCAGUUCUAUGCAGCUCUUUAUCUAUCUCUUUAUUACGAAAGUUUGAAGGAAGAAAAACUGUCCCAGCAAUGGAUGGUCAAUGCAGUCGGAACCGAGUAUGCCAAAACAAUUGGACGGAGAGAUCCCAUGGUAGACGUUGCAAAAAUUGCAAUGAAGCGACGUGGGUGGGACUAAGUAGAUUAAAUCUAACGAAAUAAA